GCCGGUUCCUGUUCUCUCGACCCACGCGGCUGUUGCAGGCAGCAUGGCUGAAGCCCAGCAGAGCCGGGUGCAGGAGGCUGUGGAUGGCAUGGUGCAGCGGCUGGAGAGGGAGAGCAUCCGCAAGAUGCAGGGGAACAUGUUCCGAUGCAGCGCCAGCUGCUGUGACAACGACAAGGUCGGCAUGCAGCAGGUACACCAGUGCAUUGAGCGCUGCCACGCACCCUUUGCCCGGGCCCAGUCCAUCGUCACCAGCGAGCUGGAGAGGUUUCAGGAUCGCCUGACACGCUGCACCAUGCACUGCAGUGACAAAGCCAAAGACAUGCUGGACUCGGGCAGCAAGGAGCAGCAAGUGAAGCAGCAUCUGGAGGCCUGUGUGACGAAGUGCGUGGAUGACCAUAUGCAGCUCAUCCCCGGCAUGACCAAGAAGAUGAAGGAGAGCUUGGCUGCCCUCGAGCAGUAGAAACACCACCCAGGGCAGGGUUAGGGGGAGGUAUUCAGAUAUUCAGAGAGUCAUAUAGACGGAAUUUUGUGUGGAAAAUGGAGGGGAGAUUGUUUUUGUGUUGACUGUAAGCCAUUGCAGUGGCUCACGCCCAGGCAGCUGGUCCGGAUGAAAUGGCUGGUGCUGAUCUGAGCAGUGUCUCGAGUAGCGGAGAGAUACCUAUGACUUUGCCCCAGUCCUCAAAGAGUUGGCAGGUGGUGUAAGUGCUGCCCAUAAGAGCACUGUUCUCUACUGACCUGGCCCCUUUCCUCCCUGACAUUGUAUAUAGGGCUGCUGGAAGGUGCUGGAGGGACAACCCUGGAGCCAGAAGGGGCUUAACCUGUAGAACAGCAGUGGUAGCUUCCCCCAUGUUGCCUAGUCAGUCUGGACAGGAGAAACAGAAGUGGAAGCAUGGGUCCUCAGCUCAAAGUGGUAGCCACUGCCUGGAUUUGAAUUGGCCCCUUGGAGCCCUGAGAUCUGAUAUCCCUGCCUCCUCCCUUCCUCUGGGGUACUGUGAUAAAUAUCUGCUUUGGAGACAGGUCCUCUCUCCAGGUCUGGCCCAGGCAGCUUGCCACACUCUGCUUCUCUGGUUAUUUAAGAGAGCAAAUGACUGUGAUAGUGUGUGCAAAAAUCUCCCAGGUGUUCUCUGGAGAACUGAAUCCCUUGCAGGAAACAGGGGCCCUUUGAAAAGGACUGACCAUUGCCACUUGCUGCUCCUCUUCUCCAUGGGUUGACAAGUUCAGUGGAAUUGCUUAUGAUUUACAUUGAGGUAGAGACUGGGAGGUCUGGGCUGGAAACUCCAUAACCACAGGGUUAAUUCAGGCACACUGUUCCAUGCAAUGUGGCCUAAGCACCAGUGCCUUUGCUUCUGCAGCACUGUGUUGUCUGGUCUUCCUGCCAGAAAGCAUCUGAUUAAAUCCAUAGAGGCCCUGGCUGCAUUACUCAAGGAUAAAACGGAAGUGUUGCCAGGAGAUUCAGGGCAUUCACAGCAGUGGAAGCCAUUUACAUGCUGCCGGUCAGGCUCAACACAGAAUCCUGAUCCCCCAGAGCAAGAAGGGCAAGGACUACCACAGAGGAGCUGGGUCUGAUUCCCUGGACCAGGUUGGUGGCCUUUGGAGGCUUACAGCAGCAUUAGCGGCUGCCUCUGAUGCAGGGCUAUGUGGGUAAUUCUGAAUUUGGGGAUCUUACCAAAGAAGGAAAGCCAGGUGCAAAGAGAUGAUCACCAGCAGACAGAAAGAUGAAGAUGACAAAACAGGAGCAUCUAUUGACUGGAUGCGUACUUGUGAGCAUCUGGUCAGGGGAGAUGCUGUUCUAUUGACUUAUUUUGUCCCAUCCUGUGACUACCUGUGCUGAACACGACUGUCGUCUUGUCCUUUUCAAAACUGACUUGUUUUCUAAAAUAUGAUUAAAAAUAAAUUUUGAGGAAACUCUGCUAUUGAAAAAAGAUGA
Alligator mississippiensis (American alligator) is the source of this 1927-nucleotide messenger RNA. It is a transcript of the gene TIMCC, whose product is annotated as family with sequence similarity 136 member A. The transcript has 3 exons. The record is from RefSeq and is a predicted model, not a curated record. Gene Ontology annotation, cellular component: cytoplasm. NCBI's taxonomy places the organism in Eukaryota, Metazoa, Chordata, Crocodylia, Alligatoridae. Bases 44 to 460 code for a protein of 138 amino acids.